ACUGGAACUAUCCGCACGUCACUAGGAGUCACCCGCUAGGCGUUGAUUUCUCAGCAAACGAGAAACUUCGUAGUUCGGGUCGGGAUCUUGGAACGGACGUGGAGAGACUUUGUGCCGACUUUUCCUGUAGUGGCCCGGUUAUGGGCAAGUGGUUACCUUUUUAGCGUGCACGUUGCGGGAAGCAUGGGUAAGUCUUGGACAUUGGCGUGUGAUCGGCCACUGCGUUUAUCUUUUCGGCAAGUCGGAGUGGCCGCUGUAUGGCGGGGUACAGGUACUUAAGAGCAUGGCUCCCUCGUGGGUGGGGAAAGGUACAGACAACAUCUACACAAACACUUAUACCCAGCUUCCACCAGACCUCAAAUCCAACAUGACAGUCACCACCGAAUCCAAUGGCAAUGGCCAAACCGCCGCCUGGUCCGCCUCCAACCCCCAAUUCACCCUCUAUUCGCACCGUGUUGGCCCGAACGGCUUCAAAGUCGCGCAGGUCCUCUGCGAGCUCGGCCUGCACUUCCGCACCAUCUUCCUCGAAUUCGGCACCGGCGAGAACGGCAUCAAGUCGCUCGCCUUCGAGGCCAUCAACCCGAACGGCCGCAUCCCCGCCCUGGUCGACCACAGCGCCAAUGACCUCGCCGUGUGGGAGAGCACCGCUAUCAUCACCUACAUCGCGAAGAAACACGACACUGAGUUCAAGGUGUGGGCGCAGAGUUUCGAGGAUCAGGCGCUGAUCGAGACUUGGCUCGCGUACCAGCUUUCCGGUCAGGGCCCGUACAUCGGACAGGCAAUGUGGUUCAGCUACUACCAUUCUGAGCAAGUGCCCAGUGCUACCGCACGGUACAUGGCCGAGACGCGGCGUGUUCUCGGCGUGGUCCAGAAGCAGCUUGAGCGCGAGAACAGCAAUGGCUGGCUCGUGCUCGGCCGCAUGACCGUUGCGGACCUGUCGUUCGUGCCCUGGUACAGGCUGCUGUACAGGCUCGACAUGAACGUCGAGGAGGAGUUCCCCGUCGUGUGGGAGUGGAUGAACAGGAUGAUCGAACGUCCCGCUGUCAAGGAGGCGUAUGAGGGCUCCGUGUGGCCCCCUGUGGGCGAGAAGACGAAGGUGUAGAUUGUACUUAGAUACCCCGGGCGUGGAGAGCGAUGUGUUGUGCGCGUAUGUAUACAUCAGUAGGGCCAUAUAGAAUCAAUACUUGUCUACGG
Molecule: messenger RNA, 1194 nt
Organism: Tricharina praecox
Lineage: Eukaryota; Fungi; Ascomycota; Pezizomycetes; Pezizales; Pyronemataceae
Exons: 3
Coding region: 284-1102 (272 amino acids)
Source: RefSeq, a predicted model, not a curated record